Molecule: messenger RNA, 3138 nt
Organism: Drosophila mauritiana
Lineage: Eukaryota; Metazoa; Arthropoda; Insecta; Diptera; Drosophilidae
Exons: 2
Source: RefSeq, a predicted model, not a curated record
CUCUUCCCUCGGCUGAGUGAUUCUCCAAGCGGACAGCCAAUCGAAGCGAGAGUCGCUAUCCGCAAGAGUGCAAGAAGACUGGGGAAUCGGCGAAAGACUGGGCCCGAAGACUGCUCUUGAGGGCUAAACGCGACUGCAACCGAGAGAAGCGCAUACUUUCCAAGGCAAUUAUCGAAUGCCAGCGUGUCAGCCUCGACUCCCGAUUCUUCGGCUACCCCGCAAGCCCCGAUUGCACCGCACCUACCGAUUCUGCAGUCUUCGUAGAUUCUACCACUUGAGAGUCGCCAGGGCGUCGCCGGUUGGGAGAAGCGGGACUUUCGGCCGUCUGCAGUUUCAGUUUCCCUGACGCCAACAACGCCUCAUCGUGUUUGUUUGGCCGCCAGAGCCGUCAGAGCCGCCACCGCAGCGACGCCAGCACCACCAGCACCACUACCACCACGCAGUGCCUGCCGCUCCGAGCAACAGUGAUGAUCAUUUGGCUUUCGGUAUCAUAAGCUAAAUCAUAAUUCGAAGAAAAAUCAAGCUAUGAUCACAAGUAUUAUUCCUAAUCGUAUAAACUUCUGGACCAUUCCUCUUAUUUUGUAAGGGAAAUUGCAGCUUAUUUUUCGAAUAUUUUCUUGCUAAUUUUCAGAUGGAACCAUGUCAUCUCUGGCUGGCUAAAUGGCUCUACGCAACUGCAACUCUUUCGUUGCCCCAAAUUGGCCUUGAGGCAAUGAUUGGCUGCCGCUGCUGCCCAGAUGCCGGCACCACCCUCCCCUCCCGAUGGACCACCCCCUGGGCCACCACAAAGUUCCCAGUCCCCCCUUUUUGCGUUUCUUUCGCACUGAUCUCAGCUGUCGUCGCUUGUUAGUGCGCACGCGUGUCUUUCUCUCUCUAAGAAGCAGACAGCGCGUGUGUUCCCCUCUCCAUCGCACUCAACGCCCGCCCAGUCACGUCCUCUCACUCACUCCGCCAGCUCUCCCACUCGCACCCAUCACGAUCGUGAGGCGUUGAUGGCGAUGGCGCUGAAGCUGGCGCGCAUGUGCAACGCAGCCACAAAAUCGCAAUUGCCGGGACCGAAAACCAAAAUGAAAAAAGUACGGAAAAAAGGAGCAACCAAAAGCUUGAGCUGGCACAACGUUGUAAGACAUAGUUUGUUGCCAGAGCCCCUCCCCCCACCACCGCACCGCUGUGCCCCUGUGCUUGUGUGUGCGGGACCUCCCGCAGAUAAUUGCCCAUCAUCUCAUCAAGUUCCGCCCAGCUAUUUAACAACCGAGGAGCAGGAGCUGCAGGAGGAGGUUCGGGGCCCCGAGAGCAAUGAAACCCACAAAACAAGACACCAAAAUGAUGAACGCGACCACGCAAAGUAGAAGUAGCUGCCCGAUCUGGGAGUCGAGGAAGGAGUCUGGCUCCAGACCAUAAAGUCCCGAGGGCCGCUACGUUCAGGAACUUCUCGAGCGCCCUUGGGCUGGCGCCACCAACAUUGAGCAGCAGCUUGGGGCGGCGGCUGCAGAUCGGCUCCAAAUCGCAGCAGUCCAGGUUGCAGCUCCACUCCAACCACAGGCAUCAAUAGCACCACCGACGACGAAAAAGCAGGAGGAGACCAAGAAGAUCCAAGCAUGUUAAUCGAGUCAUAUCGAUUUUGGCGUGGUUCGUGUCUCGGACGUUUUGCCCAACCGCCGUCCUUCGCCCCCCAAAAAGGGGGAGGGGCCGAUCCCAUCAGCGAACUCGUAACUAAAUUGAAUCCAAUUGCAGACGAGUCGGGCCAAAUAACUGUGAGACAUAAUGAAUGAGUGUUGGCCAAAUUGCAACUUGGCUUGCCAGCCGGGCAGUUAAGGGUUAAUGGAUGGGCACCAAGGGAUUGUUUGCAGGGGGGUUCAGGGGGUGGUGCUGCUCUGCAUCUUCCAGUUUAUGGCCCAGCCACUAAUAUCUCAAUUGGCCAGCGGAAGGUUCGAUUAACUGCACCAUUGGGCCACCCACCUGGGGCAUCUGCGCUUGGACAUCUGCAUGAAUGCAUCCAUAGGCGAAAUGAAGCAUUCUUUCUAAAAGAGUGUACAGUAUUUUUACUGCACAGUUUAUAUGUAUGUAAGUAGGUAGAAUAACAUUAUGUUAUUGAACAGCUCUUAAUGAUUACACUAAUGGUGGUGUGCUGUUAAAUCAGUAUUUAUUUUCAGUAUUUAUUUUGGUCCACACAUAAACAAUGACACGGGGCCUUGUAUAUGUGUGGGUAAGAAAUGUAAAAACGUACAGAAGCCAAAUAGCUGUUUACAACUUAGUAUUAUUGCAGCAAUAUAUACAAUUAUACAUGUACUAUUAAUUAAUAUAACUCAGCAAUUAAGUCAUAGUAAGAUAUUAAUUUUUAAAAAGGAAUUCAAUGCAAAGUAAUAUAUACAUUAUUAUUAAUAACAAAAGGUAAUAACAGAAAUAUAUUAUGCAUAUAUAUUUUGUUUGUUUACAGAACACUAGACUACUGCAUAGUUCUGUUAAGCUAGAAAUUAUCUGAUUUCCCAGAUCCUCCUUGUCCUGGUCCCGAUUCCAAACAAAAUAAUAACAAAAUGUACCGUUUUCCAAAUUCUCCGUCAAAAACAAUCCGAUUUUUAGGCAGAACAUUGUAAAUAUCGGCCCAAAUAUGGAUUGUCAUACCUCGUUAAGCUCGUAUUUUAAUUCCCAAUCGAUUGGCAUUCAAAUUUGGAAACUUUAAUUUUUUGCCAAUUUUUUCAAAUUUUGAUGAUGUUACCCCUUAUCAAAAAUGAGAAAAUUCACUGAAAAAUUUAUUUUUGAAAAUCAACUUAAAAGUAAUAAGGGUAGUUAACUUUGGUAAUUAGCUUCAUAAAACAGUUUGCUGUUCAGCUUUAUGACCAUUUUUAGCCAAGUUGUCAAUAUCGAGCCAAUAUCGAAUUUCUUAGUAAUUCACUUUUCUUAAUUUUCCGUCAUGACCCUAUAUAAAACUGUGGAAAUUUACUCCGCCGAAUCCGCCACCCCCUUCGAGGACGCCUACGUUAUGCAGGAUUUAGAGGACAUUCUGAUUCUCCAUCAUCAACGACGAGGUUCUUCACGACAUGGACGACGAGGACGACAAGGACGACGAGGACGAAGAGGACGACAAGGAUUGUGGCUAGCGCAUAACUGACCCCAGUGAUUGUAGCGUAGCGCGUAUAA